Gloeophyllum trabeum ATCC 11539 is the source of this 1238-nucleotide messenger RNA. RefSeq lists its product as uncharacterized. NCBI's taxonomy places the organism in Eukaryota, Fungi, Basidiomycota, Agaricomycetes, Gloeophyllales, Gloeophyllaceae. The transcript is spliced from 4 exons. The record is from RefSeq and is a predicted model, not a curated record. Bases 105 to 1238 code for a protein of 377 amino acids.
CCACACACUCCUCCGUCCAGGUUGUGGGGGAAUCAUUGCCACCCUCUUUGCUUCACCUCUGUACUCUUUGUAGUGAGUUCAAGUUGCUUCUUCACUAGGAAAGCAUGCGGGGUGCGUACACAAUACAAACUGUAAUCCGUUGCACGACUCUUCGAGAAAGAGAUGAGAUCAAGAAACUGCGUAACGGCCCCCAUCAAAUGUCCAUAGAGCAGCUGAGCUGGAGGUUCAAGCAUGACUCACGGACGAUCAGUGCUGUACUUCGGUUCUCAGAAACAGAUAUUAAGAACUACCUUAGCGCAAAGGAAAACGAGGGUGUUGAAUCCGCUUUCACAUUGUCGAAUCCUGUGACCCCGGGACCUUCAGAUCGUGUUCUACGUCUACGCAGGAAAGGCGAUAACGUUGGACGCGAAGUAGCGGAACCUAGGAAGGAAGUAUUGGGUUCAACUAGAAGUGUAUCCCAGGAACGCACACAUAGCGGGGAUGAACAGCUCCCUUUGAACUCGUCUUCACGCGGAGCCGCAUUCUCACAACCGUCUAUCUCUGCGACUAAGGCUGGGAUUACUGGAGACAUCGCUCUCUACAUCCCGGAGGGGCGUGAAGAUACCAAUGUGAACCCGAUCUCAUAUCUCCCCUUGUCUUUCCGGCAGCCACCUCAGAGGUCACGAGUACAUCAUACUGGUCAGCACCGACUGCUCCCAGCGGUCAAAGUCUUCGUCAAUCAUCUAGUACCACGCAUUCCCGACGCUCCAAAAGUUUUCCGCGACAUUGGCAUCACUAAUGCGCGUCAUCUAGAUGCGCUCACGCGCAAGCUCAGUGACGUGAAUACCUGCAAACCGUUUUCUCUCGAUUUGCAGCAAGAGUUCGAACGCAGAGGCGUAGAGCUCACCCAGUUUCUCGUGAUAUCGGAUGCUCUGCAGGCCCGGAGCCCAGGCGAUCCUGUUACUUCGUCGGUCACGCAGACUCCGUCGGAUGCACUCAGCGCGUUCCUGCAGGGAUUGGGUUUGUCCCUGCUUCAUCAUCGUGACGCUCUGCACGAAGCGUACAUUCGCGAUGGAGAGUGGCUCGACUUCUUGUCGGCGCAGGUUGAUGCCCCAGGAGCGGAGUACUAUGUCUGGCAUCUGAAGACGCACAAGAAGCUCCAGAGUAUCACCCCGUUGGAAUGGCUCUUCCUGCUGCAUGGGCUCAGGGAUCAAGCCGCUCGGCAGCGAGAGUCCUCGGGCACGCCGCUUUCCUUCUGA